UCGAGUGACAAUGCCACUUUUGGCAAUAUGGUAAAUCGCGUUUUCUUCUACAACAACUAUCUCAUCCUCGUCGAGUUAUCCUACUUCUAUCUGAGUUUGUGACAAAAAUAUCGUGCAAAAAACUUAUCAGUUAAAAUGGUGCAGUUCACAAGACGCCAGUGGCUUACUUUGAUAGUUAUCGGGAUCGCAGACUUUUGCAAUGCCAUUUGUGUCUCCCUACAAGCGCCCUUCUACCCAGCUGAGGCGGAACGAAAAGGCUGCUCAGCGACUGAAUACGGCCUAGUCUUCGGAAUUUUUGAGCUAAUUGUUUUCGUAAUUAGUCCAGUUUAUGGCCAACAUUUGAAUAAAAUCGGGCCUAAAGUAACGUUCAAUGGGGGCAUCUACACCACCGGAAUUUGCGCCAUUUUAUUCGGCCUUUUGGACAAAAUCGAGGGCCAUUAUCCGUUCAUUAUUUUGAGUUUUAUCAUUCGGAUUGUUGAAGCUAUGGGCAAUGCUGCAUUUCUCACAGCCAGUUUUGCCAUCAUUGCCAAAGAAUUUCCAGAUAAUGUUGCGACAACUUUUGCCUCUUUGGAAACGUUUUUCGGGCUUGGACUUAUCGUAGGUCCCACUGUAGGAGGGGCCCUUUAUCAAGUGGGGGGCUACACACUUCCGUUCGCUGUCAUGGGCUCUGCGCUCUUCAUGUCGGCUAUCUUAACUGCUUUUGUCUUACCAAAACACGAAGAUGGGACCGAUCGGGAUAAAGGACCCUCGAUGUUCAAAGCUGUGAAAAUACCAGGAGUGCUUUUGUCUUGUGGAAGUAUCAUUGUAACGAGCAUGUCGAUUGGAUUUCUACAAGCAACCCUCGAGCCGCAUUUGCGUCAAUUUUUCUUAUCCCCCGUUAUUUUGGGGUUGAUGUUUGUCAUAAAUGGGGGUACUUAUGCGGUCACAGCCCCCGGUUUUGGAAUGCUCUGUGAUAAAUUCUGCCCCCCGAAAGUGAUAACCGUUUUGGGGACUGUGCUAGUGGCUGCGGGAUUCACUCUUGUGGGACCAGCACCUUUUAUCCCCGUGCAAACGAUGUUGUGGAUUACUAUUUUGGGCUUGGUGUUACAUGGGUUGGGGAUUGCGGCCCAGUUGGUCGCCUCCUUCACAGACGCUCUCAGGACUAGUAUAGCCCAUGGUUUUCCGAAUAAUUUGGAAACGUUCGGUUUAAUCUCAGGCCUUUGGACCAGCACGUUUGCACUUGGGGCUUUCAUUGGGCCGUCGAUCAGUGGUAUACUUUACGACAACAUUGGAUUCAGGAAUGCUUCAAUGUUUAUCGUCGGCAUCCACCUUUUUAUCGGCUUCGCGGUUUCCCUCUACUUAAUCUUCACAAAGAGGCCACAGACUUAUGUUGAACUUAAAGAGGAGAAACUUGUGGCUAAUGGCGAUGUUGAUACGAGUUACACCAAGUCGCAGCAAGCCAGUGUUACCGAAAGUGUGAAAAGUAUCCGAUCGGUGGGUAAUGGAAUUUCAAUAGAAAAGAGUCGACCGCCAGCAAUGAACAGUCUGAUUGCGUGUAAUAGUUACAAGAGUCAAGCUUGGCCUAAAAGAGAUGCCAAUAGUUUGACUUUUGGGAGGUAUAGCUACAGUUAUGGUACCGUUGAUCAAAAUGGGGCAACUACGUCUUACCUGGCAGGGGUUGCUUAAAUGUUUGUGUUUUUAUCAUGUACUUUAGGACAAUAUAGUUAAAUGGUUUUAAUUUUUGUAAAUUUUAUAAAUACUGAACAUAAUUUAAUACAUUGUAAGAACCCAUUUGUAUAAUACAACAUAAGUUAUUGCAGAUUACGAAAUGUAUCAUUGUAUAGAAAUAAACAAUUUUAUUUUUUGCA
Tribolium castaneum (red flour beetle) is the source of this 1847-nucleotide messenger RNA. RefSeq lists its product as uncharacterized. Gene Ontology annotation, biological process: transmembrane transport. Gene Ontology annotation, molecular function: transmembrane transporter activity. The coding region runs from base 136 to 1665 and encodes 509 amino acids. Lineage: Eukaryota; Metazoa; Arthropoda; Insecta; Coleoptera; Tenebrionidae. The record is from RefSeq and is marked provisional. The transcript is spliced from 8 exons.